AUGCGGGCGACUUGCCUGUGUUUCGUUUUCAUUUCUCUGCCAACAGCUGUAUUCGCUAUUAGUUGUUUGGUGACAAGACCAGGUUACGGUUUCGCAUCCGAGGCUUGUCCUGCUGCAGCGGUCGGAUGUCGAAUCAAAGCCCGAUCCGACCAUGUGGAAUGGUAUGAAUGGUCAAAACUAUACGAUAGGAAUCAACUUGUUUGUGUAUAUCCUGGAGAGUACGAAGGAAUCGCUGGAUGCGUUCGAAAACAUUCGGGGAAUGUUCGAUGUUGGUGCGGGGGAACGGACGACUGUAAUAGUCCAGAGACGAGUCGACAAUUACUGGACGCCUUUCAGAAAUCCGACAAAAAGAAGAUGCAAGUGAUUAUCAGGAAAUUGGAGAUGGGCGCGAAUCUAGGAGAGGAAGUGGAAGCAGAAACCACUACUGGAGAGCCCACUACCACAUCCACCACCGCCAUUACGACAAGAACCAAGCCGACAAGACCACCCACGAAGAAGCACACACAGAAGAAAUACAUGCAGAAAGGGACUAAACCCGUUUCUAGGACCACCACCACCGUCACUGCUUCCACCACAACCCCAUCAACCACAACCAAAAAGUGGACGGCGACGACAAAAGCGAUUAGUAACAACAUCGAAUCCGACGAUGAGGCGCUUCCACUUCCAACAGAAGCCGAACUCGGAGACACCUUCGACGAGACGCGACGACGUUUGAAUGAAGAAAUGCGGGAAGAGGACGAGAGAUUGCAACAACUACUGGCAGAUGAAGAAGCGGAGAUGAGCAGAGAUCAAGAAGACACCGCAGAAGAACGAGAGGAGCAGAGACGUAAAGAACGAGAACGAAACCGCAUGGAACGUCGUGAAAGAGCACGUGCCGAUGAGAGACGUCGUCUAACGGAAGAAGAAACAUUACGAAAACAUGAGAAAGCACAGAAACACAGAGAAGUGUUGCCGUCAAGCGAAGAAAUCGACGACGACUAUGAGAACGCCGAGUCCUCAGCCAAUUUGACGUCGAUUUCUUUGAUAUCAUCGAUUUUUUCAUUGUUAAUGCUGCUGAUAAGAUGA
Molecule: messenger RNA, 1065 nt
Organism: Necator americanus (New World hookworm)
Lineage: Eukaryota; Metazoa; Nematoda; Chromadorea; Rhabditida; Ancylostomatidae
Exons: 6
Coding region: 1-1065 (354 amino acids)
Source: RefSeq, a predicted model, not a curated record